AACUUUGUAGAUAUUUACAAUGUAAUGAGCAGUAAACGAGUAGGAAUCUGCAAGGGAGCCUCCAGCUAUAUCACACACAUGGACUGGGAUGUAAGAGGGAAGCUGUUGCAAGUCAACACUGGUGCUAAAGAGCAGUUGUUUUUUGAAGCUCCUCGUGGGAAAAAACAGACAAUUCCUAGUUUGGAGGUAGAAAAGAUUGGCUGGGCGUCAUGGACAAGUGUUUUGGGCUCUUGCUGUGAAGGAAUCUGGCCAAUAAUUGGUGAAGUCACAGAUGUAACUGCUUCAUGUCUCACUAGUGAUAGUAAAGUAUUAGCCACAGGAGAUGACUUUGGAUUUGUGAAACUCUUUCGAUACCCUGCUAAAGGAAAGUUUGGAAAAUUUAAGAGAUAUGUUGCUCACAGUACCCAUGUAACAAAUGUCCGUUGGACCUAUGAUGACAGUUUGUUGGUCACUGUUGGAGGAGCAGACACUUCUUUAAUGUUGUGGACUUAUGAGAUGGAAGGACAUCGGGAUAGCAGGCAGUGUGACAGUGAAGAGUCUGAUCUAGAUUCUGAAGAAGAUGGAGGUUAUGAUAGUGAUGUGACAAGGGAAAAUGAAAUUAAUUACACCAUCAAAGCCUUAUCAACAAACAUUAGACCAAUGUUUGGAAUUAAGCCUCAUCUGCAACAAAAGGAGCCAACCUUAGAUGAAAGGUAAUUGCUAAAUUACAAUUCUAGCCAA
Molecule: messenger RNA, 720 nt
Organism: Pelecanus crispus (Dalmatian pelican)
Lineage: Eukaryota; Metazoa; Chordata; Aves; Pelecaniformes; Pelecanidae
Source: RefSeq, a predicted model, not a curated record